Onychomys torridus (southern grasshopper mouse) is the source of this 792-nucleotide messenger RNA. Its product is annotated as selection and upkeep of intraepithelial T-cells protein 10-like. Gene Ontology annotation, cellular component: external side of plasma membrane. The transcript has 7 exons. The record is from RefSeq and is a predicted model, not a curated record. Gene Ontology annotation, biological process: regulation of cytokine production; T cell receptor signaling pathway. The coding region runs from base 1 to 792 and encodes 263 amino acids. Lineage: Eukaryota; Metazoa; Chordata; Mammalia; Rodentia; Cricetidae. Gene Ontology annotation, molecular function: signaling receptor binding.
AUGGGGCCUGCAGCUUCGUGUUUAGCUGGAUUCUUCACGGCCUUUCUUCUUGUACAGAUUGCCGUACUCACCCAAGCUGUGAGCUUGGAUAUACAGAUUAACAUUCAGGUUCCAGAUGCAGAAGGGGUACUGUUGGAAUGUACUUCAGGAAGUUUGGUCCCACCAGCUGAGAUGACGUGGAGAGACAGUAAGGGGAAUGUAAUUCCACACUCACUAAAAUUUGACUCUCAGGAUGGAUUAUUGUACUUGAAGAGUAGCAUUCUUCUAAAGAACAGAACACAUGGUCCUAUUACUUGUUCCAUUUACAAUGUAACUACUAAUCAAGAGAAAAAGAGAAGCAUUGUCCUCUCAGAUGUCCUGUUCAAACCAGAGUAUAUAUCAUUGAUGUCAAACAGACCUCCGUGUCCUGUAAUAUAUUUGAGCAUUAUAUUUGUUCUUCAUUGUCUCAGAGGAAUACUUGUUUUUUGUUGUCUCAAAUGGAGAAAAAAAAUUGUGAAAGGUAAAGAAGAGGUGAGAUCAAAUAAAAUGAGGUUUUGCUAUGAGCUUACCUGGGAGUGUCUACCAUUAGUUUUGCAUAUUAUCUUCCUCCCUCUCUAUUUGAAUUUCAGGAGCAGAGCUUCUAUUUUGGACAAUGCAUACCAACUGUACAGUAAUUGGCUGUGGGACUUAUGCAUAAUCUUGGUUGUGAUAAUGGUAUUUUUCACUGGGCUCAUUUUGAUUCUACUUUGGACCCUGAACCACAAAUGGGCUCUGGAGCUGCAUGGGCCUUCUGGGACUGGAGAAACAUUCUGA